This is a messenger RNA of Aspergillus aculeatinus CBS 121060, 1341 nucleotides long. RefSeq lists its product as uncharacterized. Lineage: Eukaryota; Fungi; Ascomycota; Eurotiomycetes; Eurotiales; Aspergillaceae. Bases 1 to 1341 code for a protein of 446 amino acids. The transcript is spliced from 2 exons. Gene Ontology annotation, cellular component: vacuolar membrane. The record is from RefSeq and is a predicted model, not a curated record. Gene Ontology annotation, biological process: amino acid transmembrane transport. Gene Ontology annotation, molecular function: amino acid transmembrane transporter activity.
AUGACUGAGCCCGACCAAGCCGUGGCCGGAACCCUGGACAAGGGCUCCCUGCAGGAUGAUGAUGAGCGAGCCAUCAAAGGCAAACAGCGUUUCCAUCGCCUGGGUUGGAAGCGCCUUACCAUCGUGCUGAUUGUCCAGUCUAUUGCAUUGGGUAGCUUGAGUCUGCCAGCUGCAUUCGAAACGCUGGGCAUGGUGGCUGGUGUCAUAUUGACCCUUGGAUUAGGGGUUAUCGCCAUCUACGCCAGCUACAUCCUCGGCCUUGUGAAGCUCAAGUAUCCGCAUCUGCCGCAUAUCGUAGACUUUGGCCGUCUGCUUAUGGGCAGCAUUGGCGACAAGGUCCUGGCGGUUGCUUUUGUCGCCCUCUUGACUAUGACCGUCGGCUCGCAUUGUUUGACGGGUAAACUGGCCCUAGCGACUAUCACAGGAAGCAACGUGUGCGCCCUCGCCUUCAGCGUGGUGUCUGCUGUCAUUCUCUUUGCCUUUGCUGUGCCUCCUACCUUUGCAGAUAUCUCUAUCCUGGGAUACAUCGACUUCGCCUCCAUCAUCGUGGCCAUUGGGAUCGUGAUGGUCUCCACGGGAAUUCAACAGUCCCAAAACGCGACCGCUGCGUCAGCCGCGUGGUCGGCUUGGCCAAAAAAGGACUUGACUCUCAGCGAGGCGUUUGUUGCCAUCUCCAAUAUCGCUUUUGCCUACGCCUUUGCCGGGGCGCAGCCAACCUUUAUGGACGAAAUGCACACCCCGACCGACUUUACCAAGUCUAUCACCCUGUUAGCCUGUACACAAAUGACCAUCUACACCGUUACAGGGGCUGUGAUCUACGCGUUUGUGGGACAAGGGGUUCAAUCCCCGGCGCUUCUAUCUGCCAGUCCUCUGAUUGCUAAAAUCGCCUUUGGUGUUGCCCUUCCUGUCAUCUACAUCUCGGGUGCCAUCAACGCCACCAUCGCCGCCCGUUUCAUGCACGGCCGUAUCUUUCAGAACCCCGCCGUGCGGUACGUUAACACUCCCAUGGGAUGGGCGACCUGGCUCGCAAUCGUGGCCUGCAUCAAUAUCAUUGGCUGGAUUGUCGCCGAGGCCAUUCCUUUCUUCUCCGAGCUCCUCUCGAUCUGUGGCUGUCUGCUGGUCUCGGGGUUUUCCUUUUACCUCCCUCCGUUGAUGUGGUUCUUUUUGCUCAAGGAGGGGGCCUGGUUUGAUCCGGCGAAUCUUCGGGCCGCGGUCUUCAAUUUGAUCGUAUUUGUGGUGGGAGUCACUAUACUUGGAUGUGGGAUGUAUGCAAGUGUGACCGAGGUGAUCGCUGCGUUUCGGACGGGUUCAAUCAAUCGUCCGUUUUCAUGCAGUACCUAG